Messenger RNA from Amphibalanus amphitrite, 4580 nucleotides. Its product is annotated as endoplasmic reticulum transmembrane helix translocase-like. Bases 347 to 3850 code for a protein of 1167 amino acids. Gene Ontology annotation, molecular function: ATP hydrolysis activity; P-type ion transporter activity; ATP binding. Lineage: Eukaryota; Metazoa; Arthropoda; Thecostraca; Balanomorpha; Balanidae. The transcript is spliced from 21 exons. Gene Ontology annotation, cellular component: endoplasmic reticulum membrane. Gene Ontology annotation, biological process: intracellular calcium ion homeostasis. The record is from RefSeq and is a predicted model, not a curated record.
GAGUCAUGAUGACCGGCGGAAUAUGCCGGCUGCGUGGACACUUUUAGAUCCAAGAAGUCCGUGUCUGUGGACGAUUUUCACUCAUUGAAAUUAGUCAAAACAGCAGUUAAAAACAUAUAAUAGCACAACGGCAUAACUGAGUAACGCCACGGGUGUCGAUCGAGCCCACAGAAGCUAGCGGAAACGUGAUCUCAAGCUUACGUGAAGGCUGCACAUUACAGACAUCAAUCUUCUAGUUAAACCGUUUCCAAGCUACUCUAAGAGAAGUUUUGAUGAGUUUUUAGUGAGUGCAGAAAGACAUAAUGUAUUGGCUUGGAUUGUGAAAAGACUGGUUCAAGAUAGCAAAAUGGGCUGCAAGACUAAGGCCCUCGAUGAUCUCAUACAGUCAUUGUCGUAUCACAAUGUUCGUCCAUUGAUAUUUCAUGGCUAUAUGCUGCCAUUUAUCACACUCUAUUUGGUGUGGCUGUACAUAUGGCUAUUUGUUCAAGGCUAUGAAGAACAUUUUGAGAUGGGAUUGGUUGGCAUAGCUGUGAUAGGCUUUAUCCAGAUUCUCACAAGCUUAUUUUGCUUGUGGUCAGUGUCUGUCAGAGUUCUUCUAACUACAUCAGCGGUUCAGCGGCCAUCACAGGCCUCUUAUAUCAAGGUUGUGCCGACCCCAAAUAAUGGCUCCUCAGAGCUGAUCCGACUGCACCAUGGCAAGGACAGCAGUGGAGCAGAGGUCAUCUGGUUCAGGUUCCAGAAGGCCAAGUACUUCUGGGAUGAUGACAAGAAGCAGUUCAGGGGCCUGGAGUUUCCGGUCAACCAUUCUUUGGGCUUCUACAACUCGUGGCGAGGGUAUGAAGAUGAAGAGGAGCUCAAGAAGGCCGAGUUCACGUACGGAACAAACCUGCUGGACCUGGACGUGCCCGAGUUCGCUGAACUGUUCAAGGAGAGGGCGGCCGCGCCGUUCUUCGUGUUCCAGGUCUUUUGCGUCGCGCUCUGGUGUAUGGACGAAUACUGGUACUACUCGAUAUUCACUUUGAUGAUGCUGGUGAUGUUCGAGUGCACGCUGGUGCAGCAGCAGCUCAGGAACAUGUCCGAGAUCAGAAACAUGGGCAACAAGCCGUACACCAUUCAGGUGUACCGGGGCCGCCGCUGGCGUCCGCUGCCCUCGGACCAGCUGAUUCCCGGUGACAUCGUGUCGGUGACGCGCUCGGAGCACGUGGUGCCCUGUGACCUGCUGCUGCUCCGCGGACCGUGCAUCGUAGACGAGAGCAUGCUGACCGGCGAGUCGGUGCCGCAGAUGAAGGAGCCAAUCGAGGACGGCGAGCCGGCUCAGCUGCUCGACAUGGACUCAGAGGCCAGGCUGCACGUGCUGUUCGGCGGCACGCGCGUCGUGCAGCACACCACGCCGCCAAAGACCACGUCCACGCUCAGAGCGUCGGACAACGGCUGUCUGGCGUACGUGCUGCGCACGGGCUUCUCGACGUCUCAGGGCCGUCUGCUGCGCACCAUCAUGUACGGCGUGAAGCGGGUGACGGCCAACAACCUGGAGACGUUCGGCUUCAUCCUCUUCCUGCUGGUGUUCGCCGUCGCCGCCGCCAGCUACGUCUGGAUCGAAGGCACCAAGGACCCGAGCCGCAGCCGGUACAAGCUGUUUCUGGAGUGCACGCUGAUCCUGACGUCGGUGGUGCCGCCCGAGCUGCCCAUCGAGCUGUCGCUGGCCGUCAACAGCUCGCUGGUGUCGCUCAUCAAACUCUACGUGUACUGCACGGAACCGUUCCGGAUCCCGUUCGCCGGCAAGGUGGAGAUCUGCUGUUUCGACAAGACCGGCACGCUGACCAGCGACAACCUGAUCGUCGAGGGCGUCGCCGGACUCAGGGAGCGUCCGGAGAUGUGUGAGAUCGCCGAGGCGCCGCCGGAGACGGUCCAGGUGCUGGCCUCGUGCCACUCGCUGGCGCAGCUCGACGACGGCCUGGUCGGCGACCCUCUGGAGAAGGCCACGCUGACGGCUGUCGACUGGAGUCUGACCAAGGGAGACGCCGUGAUCCCCAAGAAGGGUAAGAUGCCGGGCCUGAAGAUCUUCCACCGGUACCACUUUUCGUCGGCGCUGAAGAGGAUGUCCGUACUGGCCGGGUUCACGGAGCCGGGCACGUCCGAGACCCAUUACCUGGCCACGGUCAAGGGCGCGCCGGAGACCCUCAAACCGAUGUUUGUGGACGCCCCGGACGACUACGACGCCACCUACCUGAAGAUGUCGCGGCGGGGCGCGCGCGUGCUGGCGCUGGGUCGCCGGGAUCUGGGCCGUCUCAGCCACCAGCAGGUCAAGGAGCUGACCCGGGACACCAUCGAGGCCGAGCUCGAGUUCGCCGGGUUCGUCAUCAUCUCCUGUCCGCUGAAGGCCGACUCGCGCGCCGUGAUCCGCGAGAUCCUGGCUGCCUCGCACCAGGUGGCGAUGAUCACGGGCGACAACCCGCUGACGGCGUGCCACGUGGCCAAGGAGCUGCGCUUCUCGUCGGGCGGACGCACCAUGCUGAUCCUCAGCAGGCGCGGCGGCGACGACUGGGGCUGGCGCAGCAUCGACGAGACGGUGUGGCGGCCGCUGGAGCCGACCUCGUGGGCCGAGCUGCUGGCCCAGCACGACCUGUGCGUCACCGGCGAGGGCGUCACCUUGCUGCAGCAGCGCUCCGAGCGCCUGCUGCAGACCGUGCUGCCGCACGUGCGCGUGUUUGCGCGCGUGGCGCCCAAACAGAAGGAGCUGGUCAUCACCACGCUCAAACAGCUCGGCUUCGUCACGCUGAUGUGCGGCGACGGCACCAAUGACGUGGGCGCGCUCAAACACGCGCAUGUCGGUGUGGCCAUCCUGGCCAACGCGCCGGAGCGGCUGCCGAGUAAGCGGCGCCGGGAGCCGGCGGCGGCGCGCGAGGACGCCAGCUCGCCGCGCGACCGGCUCGAUCAGAUGGUGGCGCGCGGAAAACUGGGCCGCCGAAACGAGCGCGCGCGGCCCGACCGGCCCACCAACGCCCGCCAGGAGCGGCUGCAGCAGCUGCAGACGAUGCUGAAGGAGUUGGAGGAGGAGGAGGGUGCCCAGGUGGUGAAGCUCGGCGACGCCUCCAUCGCGGCGCCCUUCACCUCCAAGCUCUCCUCCAUCAACAGCGUGUGCCACAUCAUCAAGCAGGGCCGCUGCACGCUGGUCACCACGCUGCAGAUGUUCAAGAUCCUGGCGCUGAACGCGCUCAUCCUGGCCUUCUCGCAGUCGGUGCUCUACCUGGACGGCGUCAAGUUUUCUGACGGCCAGGCCACGCUGCAGGGCAUCCUGCUGGCCGGCAGCUUCCUCUUCAUCUCCCGCUCCAAGCCGCUGAAGGUGCUCUCCUCUCAGCGGCCGCUGCCCAACAUUUUCAACGUGUACACGAUCCUGACGGUGCUGCUGCAGUUCGGCGUCCACUUCGGCUGCCUGGUGUUCCUCGUCUCCGAGGCCAAGGCGCGCAUGCCUGUCAGGGAGAGCGGCUUUCCGGACCUGGAGAAGGAGUUUGAGCCCAACAUUCUCAACUCGACCGUGUACAUCAUCUCGAUCACGCUGCAGGUGGCCACGUUUGCCAUCAACUACCGGGGCCACCCGUUCAUGGAGAGUCUGUGGGAGAACCGGCCGCUGCUGUACAGCAUUGUCGGCUCGCUGGCCGUCGUGUUCGCCAUGGCCAGCUGCGUGAUGCCCGACCUCAACGAGCAGUUCUCGGUCGUCAUGUUCCCGGACGACUUCCGGACGGUGCUGGUGCAGGUGCUGAUGGCCGAUAUCGUGCUCUCCUACAUCGCCGACCGCGUCGUCCGCUUCCUGUUCGGACAGGCGCGCCUGCGACGCGAGCUGCGCACCUGACUGCCGACCAGCUAGGUCCCAGUGGGUCACAGCCGGCCCCGGCGGCGGCAGUCUCCGCUCCCACUAGGUCACAGCCGGCCCCCGGCGGCGACCGGUCGGCGCGCCCGCCCGCCCGCGGCGCCAGUCCCCGCUGCCCGCCGAGCCGUCAGGGACCGUCCCUAGUGGGCUCGUGGUCAGCUGAGCCGGGCCGCCCGACUGCUGGCUGCUCCCGAACGGCUCGGGCAGUGCCGCGGGCGGCGGAGACCGUGAUCGAGCCGGUGAUCAAUGUCCCUGGGCCCGCGGGGCCGUCCGCUCGGGGACCCGGGGGACUGGUUACUGCCCCCUCGGGGACCCAGGGGGACUGGGUACUGCCCCCUCGGGGACCCAGGGGGCCGGUACUACCCCCGUGGCGACCCAGGGGGCCGGUACUACCCCCGUGGGAACCCAGGGGGGCGGUACUACCCCCGUGGGGACCCAGAAGGCCGGGACUGUCCCCUCGGCCCUCGGGGACGGCGUGGCGUGUCCCCUCGGGGAGCCGCGGGUCCGCCAUCGGGCAGGCCGCUGCCGCUAUUGGUGUGGGCUAUUUAGGUGUGUGGAAUGGAAUUGGAAUUGGAUGGGGUGUGGGUGAGCGGUGUUGAUCGCGCUUCUGUGGGUUGCGACAGUCGCGGGCGGCGCUUGCCGCUGUCACUGCUGAGAGAUUUGUGCACUGCAACGGGAGUAUGUCGAUGUCAAUAAUAUAACCAUCACUAAG